AUGGCUUGGGUUUCAUUACCAGUCGUGGGUAUGUUGUUGGUUUGGUGGUGGGUGGGUUUCAGUGCGGUGAAUGCAGAUUACAUCAAGUACAAAGAUGCUAAUCAACCAGUGGCUGCUCGAGUUGGAGACCUUCUUAGCAGAAUGACUCUUGAAGAGAAAAUUGGUCAGAUGGUGCAGAUUGAUCGCAGUGUUGCCAAUGUUGAUACUAUGAGAACUUACUUCAUUGGCAGUGUAUUGAGUGGUGGUGGCAGUGCACCCCUUCCAGAAGCUAGCGCUGAGGACUGGGUUAACAUGAUUAUGAAUUUCAGAAGGGAGCUCUAG
This is a messenger RNA of Prunus armeniaca (apricot), 321 nucleotides long. The record is from the annotation of a GenBank genome assembly. Lineage: Eukaryota; Viridiplantae; Streptophyta; Magnoliopsida; Rosales; Rosaceae.